GUUAUUACAUUUGCUCUAACAUGGUAUUAAGUCACUGCUGUUUUAUUUCAUUUCAUGAUAUAACAGGUCAACAUUUUCAGCUCCUGCCAACGACUGUUGGCGUUUACAUUCCUUCCAUUCUGCUAAAUUCUAAUGGGAACAAAACUAUUGUAACCACACAGAACUUUAAGCCGGGUGUAUAAUCGAAAAGUGAGCUUUCAGCGGAUUCAAGUAUUUAAUUCUGUGUUUCUGCCUUUGUGUCUGUGCAUACCUCUGUGUUUUUUUGCACCCUCCCAUCUUCCCAUGUCAGACACACUGAGCAUCAUCUGGGCAGGAGAACCUUUGGCUUUCCGCCGUCUAACUUAAGCCUUUUUUGGGGGUUUUGUUGUGUGUGCUAAAGUAGAUUUACCUUCAAUAACCAUUUAUUAAAUCUCUAUCCAUUAGAGUCUGAGGCUUCAUAAGAGCCGGCUGCAUUAAGCCUGAUUAUGUGAUGGGAGGAAAAGGGUCUAUGUGUCAAGUGUGUCAUCGAGUGAUUUAUAUCCCCGGCUGGGAUCUCUGUCUUGUCAGAUGGACGUGAGCUGCAGAUGGGACAGAGACACACUGAAACCUUUAGUGAUGCUGAAAACUGAAUACUUUUUUUUUUUUUGCUUUUUUGCUGUGAAUGAGGCUGUAAACAUGCUGUCUGUUUCUCACGCUGACGUCGCUGCUGAACCCUGACCCAUCGCUGCUCUCCAAGGAUUCCCGUCCAAGUCGUCUUCAACAACAUGGACGCCAAGGGCCCAGGUGCCACCUUUAAGAGGUCAUCUCUCAAACGCACGACAUCGGGCUCACAGAAGGCACAGAAAGCUUGGAUUGAAAGGACAUUUCAUAAAAGAGAAUGUGUUCACAUAUUUCCCACCAAGGACCCCACCAGAUGUGCCUGUGGUCAGCUGACCACACAGCACGUGGCCAUCCCUCCUGGUGCCAACUCGGUAGAGGAAGCUCACCAGCUGGUGCAGCUUGACGCACCGAAGGACAAAUGGACCGUGACCAAAUACACCAGAACGUACCCAACAGACGCCUUUGGCAUGAUUGAGUUCCAGGGUGGAGGAUUCAUCAACAAGGCCAUGUACAUCCGUGUUUCCUAUGAAACCAAGGCUGAAAACCUGCUGCAUUUGAUGGUGAAGGACUGGCAGCUGGAGCUGCCCACACUGCUCAUCUCCGUUCAUGGAGGUCUGCAGAACUUUGACCUGCAGCCCAAACUCAAGCAAGUGUUCGGCAAAGGUCUGAUCAAAGCGGCCGUCACCACGGGCGCGUGGAUCUUCACGGGCGGAGUCAACACAGGGGUGAUUCGUCACGUGGGAGAUGCCUUAAAGGACCAUUCCUCCAAAUCACGAGGGAAGGUGUGCGCAAUAGGAAUUGCUCCAUGGGGGAUCCUGGAAAACAAAGAGGACCUCAUCGGGAAAGAUGUAACCAGGCCCUAUCAGACCAUGGCAAACCCGCUGAGCAAGCUGGCUGUGCUCAACAACAGCCACUCCCACUUCAUCCUGACCGACAACGGCACCUGUGGGAAAUACGGCUCUGAAGUCAAACUGCGUCGACUGCUGGAGAAGCACAUCUCCCUGCAGAAGAUUAACACUCGUCUGGGUCAGGGUGUCCCACUGGUGUGUCUGAUAGUGGAGGGAGGUCCGAACGUUAUCUCCAUCGCCCUUGAGAGUCUCAGAGAUGAGCCCCCGAUUCCCGUGGUGGUGUGUGACGGCAGCGGUCGAGCUUCUGACAUUAUUUCCUUUGCACACAAGUUCUCAGAGGAUGGAGGCCUGGUUAACGAUGAUGUGCGAGACCAGCUCCUGGUGACCAUUCAAAAGACUUUCAAUUACACCAAAAGCCAGUCACAGCAGAUCUUGCUCAUGGUAAUGGAGUGUAUGAAGAAACGGGAACUGAUCACAGUUUUUCGAAUGGGUUCCGAGGGACAACAAGACAUUGAAAUGGCCAUUCUCACAGCCCUGUUAAAAGGCACAAAUGCCUCUGCGGCAGAUCAGCUCAGUUUGGCUCUGGCCUGGAACCGCGUGGAUAUCGCUCGCAAUCACAUCUUUGUUUACGGACACAAUUUACCACCUGCAGGUGCCAUCGCCAACACUACAGCCUCUGGAGCCACAACGCAAGAGAAGCAGAGGAGUCCUGUCAGCGCUCCACGCAACAAGACCAGGGGAAAGAAGGGCAAAGGGAAGGCAAAGCCUGAACCUCCUGAGGAAACAGACCCGAGGAAGUUGGAGUUGAUUCGUUGGGUGAAUUCUCUGGAGCAGGCUAUGAUGGACGCUCUGGUGCUGGACAGAGUGGACUUUGUGAAACUGCUUCUUGAGAAUGGGGUCAACAUUCACCACUUCCUCACCAUUCCCAGACUGGAGGAGCUAUACAACACGAAACUAGGCCCACCGAACACACUGCAUGCUGUGGUUAGGGACGUCAAAAAGGGAAACCUUCCACCAGAUUAUCAGAUCACUUUGAUUGACAUUGGUCUGGUGCUGGAGUACCUCAUGGGAGGAGCAUACAGGAGCAAUUACACCAGGAAGGCUUUUCGUAACCUCUACAAUACUUUAUACGGACUAAAAAGGCCAAAAGCACUGAAGCUUCUAGGAAUGGAGGAUGAUGAACCGAGGCCUAAAGGCAAGAAAAAGGCCAAAAAGAAGAAAGAAGAAGAGGUGGACAUUGAUGUGGAUGACCCUGAGGUCUGUCGAUUCAAGUUCCCCUUCCACGAGCUGAUGCUAUGGGGAGUGUUGAUGAAGCGCCAGAAGAUGGCGCUUUUCCUCUGGCAGCGUGGAGAAGAGGGCAUGGCGAAGGCCCUGGUGGCAUGUAAACUGUAUAAAGCCAUGGCCCAUGAAUGUUCCGAGAGUGAACUGGUGGAUGACAUCUCCCAGGACCUGGAGAACAACUCCAAAGAAUUUGGCCAGUUGGCCUACGAGCUGUUAGACCAGUCCUACAAACACGAUGAACAGGUGGCCAUGAAACUCUUAACAUAUGAGCUUGUUCACUGGAGUAACUCCACCUGUCUGAAGCUGGCUGUGGCUGCGAAGCAACGUGACUUCAUCGCCCACACCUGCUGCCAGAUGCUGCUCACCGACAUGUGGAUGGGUUGCUUGAGAAUGGGCAAAAGUCCUGGCCUCAAGGUUAUUCUGGGAAUCAUCUUUCCUCCUCUCAUCCUACUGUUGGACUUCCGUCUCGGAGAUGAUGCAGUUUAUCAUGCACCUGGAGGCAAGGAAGCAGGAAAAGACAAGGAUGAUGACACAAAAUCCAGCAAGGAACACAACACUGAUGGGAAUUCACGUAAAGGCGACGAAGAGGAAGGAACCGCUAAAGUCCACAAAAUCCCUAUUGGCAAAAGGAUCUUCGAGUUUUAUAACGCACCCUUCACCAAAUUCUGGUUCAACACUAUUUCCUAUCUGGGAUAUUUGAUGUUGUACAACUACAUAAUCCUGGUGAAAAUGGAAAGAUGGCCAUCUUUACAAGAGUGGACUGUCAUUUCUUACAUCCUCACACUUGGCACUGAAAAAGUCAGACAGAUUCUGAUGUCAGAGCCUGGGAAACUGAAACAGAAGAUAAGUGUGUGGUUGGAGGAUUACUGGAACAUCACAGACCUGGCUGCCAUCUCCACCUUCCUUCUGGGGCUCAUGCUCCGGCUGCAGCACGAGCCUUACAUGGGUUAUGGCCGAGUCAUCUACUGUAUAGACAUUAUCUUCUGGUACAUCCGUGUCCUGGACAUCUUUGGAGUCAACAAAUACCUGGGGCCCUAUGUGAUGAUGAUAGGGAAGAUGAUGAUAGAUAUGAUGUACUUUGUCGUGAUCAUGCUGGUGGUGCUCAUGAGCUUCGGUGUGGCUCGGCAAGCCAUCCUUCACCCAGACGAGGAGCCGACUUGGCGACUGGCCAGAAACAUCUUCUAUAUGCCCUACUGGAUGAUCUAUGGGGAGGUUUUUGCGGACUCGAUAGACCGUAAGACUAGAAUUCAUAUCUAUGCAAUGGAAAUCAACCCUCCAUGUGGUGAACAUUUAUAUGAUGAGGAUGGGAAGAAACUGCCUCCUUGCAUCCCUGGUGCCUGGCUCACACCUGCUAUUAUGGCCUGUUACCUUCUUGUGGCAAACAUCCUUCUGGUCAACUUGCUAAUUGCAGUCUUCAACAACACCUUCUUUGAAGUGAAGUCUAUUUCGAACCAGGUGUGGAAGUUCCAGCGAUAUCAGCUGAUCAUGACUUUUCAUGACCGUCCCAUCCUUCCUCCUCCUCUCAUCAUCUUCAGCCAUCUCUACAUCCCUCUCAGCAGGCUGUUUCGACGCUGUGCCAGAAAGAAAACCGAGGGAGAGCUGGAUGAGAAGGACAGAGGCCUCAAACUGAGGCUGAAUCCAGAGGAGUUAAAGAGUCUGUAUGAGUUUGAGGAACAAUGUGUGGAAGAAUAUUUCCGUGGGAAGGAAGACGAGCAGCAGUCCUCCAGCGGCGAACGCAUUAAGGUCACCUCAGAAAGAGUUGAGAAUAUGUCCAUGCGCCUGGAGGAGGUAAAUGAGAGGGAAAACACGAUGAAGGCCUCUCUGCAGACAGUGGAUUUGCGCCUGGCUCAACUGGAAGAGAUCCAUGGGCGAAUGGCAGUCGCUCUAGAAAAACUUGCGGGCUUGGACAGACUAGAGCUAACCCGAACCUAUUCACGGAACUCCUCUGUGUGUGACCCCUCCUCCCUCCAUCGUCAGGGCAGCAUUAACAGCGCUGACGGUUAUAGUCUUUACCGUUUCCACAUGGACAUGGAAGAGUUUGCGCAGAAGCAGAAGGACACGGAUGAGUCAACAAAAACCGGUCUGGAGACACAGAGGAAUCUGCAGCAAGCCUCCAGUUUCCGUGCUCUCAACACAACAAACGGGGGCCAGAUGUUAGAUGUCGCUGGUUUAGAGAGAUCACGACCCAGCUCCUGUGUGGACAUUUUCAUAUCUCCAUGUGAACAAAAGUCUGCAGCAUCCAGUCAAGAGACCAUCGCCAACAUUAAACAUGGUAGCACAUUUCUAAUGGACAGACUAACAGACAAGGAUAGACUGAGGCCUUCUUCCCCUCCAAAAAGGACCAAAUCCUUGAAAUACUACCCAGUCGAAGACCAACAACUGUCUCCACUGACAAAGAGGAGGGCUAUGAGCACUAUCAUUAUCAACCCUCCAGAUGAACCAGCUGACCCAGCAACAAAAGCCCAAAUGCUGCUGGGAGCGUCCGCUUCUCCAAAGAGAACAACAUCUUUGAGAUACAUUGCAAGUGAAACGCAAAGUCAAACUUCUCUAACAAAGAAGAGGGCAAUGAGCAGCAUCAUCUACGACCCCGCAGGGGCAAGUGACAAAGGGGAGCAAACCGCAGACAACAGACCAGUGGUGGAGCAAGGAGCAAACACACCAAAUGAGGUGCACUCCAGCAUUUAUGGUCAUGUGCCUAAAGUAUCUACAGUCAGAGCUCUUGCCCAGCAGUUUCAAAUGAGUGCUGCACCAGCAGAGCUCAAAAUGGAGGAGAAUCUGGUGCAUCAAACUCCGCCAGAAAUUAAGGGAACUCCUCCAGCGGCAGAGUCCACGGCAGACCCAGCAAAGACCAAGGCAAAGAGAAACCUUUCAGACACCACGGAGUAUCUGACUGUGGCCGAGGACAAUUAUUUACCAUCUCACAGGUCAGACAGCUGGAAUGCCAGUGUGAGGAAAACAAAGAGCUUCAUGGUUAGCAAAGAGCCCAGAGCCUACAGCAGUGAGAGAGACCUUGUUGAAGCCUGCAGGGCAGCAGCUGUCGGCGGGGAAGAGGUGGGAAAGAAGAUGGAGGCAGAGAAGAGAGAAGACGAUGCACAGGAAGACAAAUAAGGCAUGCAGAAGAUAAUAAGUCAGAACAAAGAAAAUGAAUACAUAAACAAAAUACAUCACCAUGCAGUAAAUAUCAGUCACUCAGCGCUAAAUAGUGAAAACACUACUGUUGAAAAAGACACUUUCUUUACCAUCUUUACUUUUCAUUGGUGUAACACAGCAGCAGCUUACAAAGACAACCAUUCACAUCACAGCUUUCCAUGUCACUGUGUUUUCAUAGUGGAGAUGUAGAGGGGAACCAGUGUGAUGUCUACAGUUUCACAGUGAAAAUAAAGGAUAUACACAACUCCUA
This is a messenger RNA of Solea senegalensis (Senegalese sole), 6108 nucleotides long. Its product is annotated as transient receptor potential cation channel subfamily M member 1-like. Gene Ontology annotation, biological process: protein tetramerization; calcium ion transport into cytosol. The coding region runs from base 744 to 5816 and encodes 1690 amino acids. Gene Ontology annotation, molecular function: calcium channel activity. The transcript has 27 exons. The record is from RefSeq and is a predicted model, not a curated record. Gene Ontology annotation, cellular component: membrane. NCBI's taxonomy places the organism in Eukaryota, Metazoa, Chordata, Actinopteri, Pleuronectiformes, Soleidae.